AUGACUGAUAAUGGUGACAGUGAAGUGGUGGCUAAAAUGGCACAGAAAGCCUUUGCUUCAUCUUCUAACUACGAGAAUGUUCGUGCCAAUUAUUCUUUCGAGGCAGUAGAGUUUUUCUUGCGCAAACUUGGUGUGAACUGGGACAACCAUGACAAAGCUGCAGAGAACCAAACAGAUCACCCUUUUACUAUCUUGGAGGUCGGUUGUGGCACGGGAAAAUUUACUCGCGUCAUGUUAGAAGUGUUGAAAGACAAGAACGUGAGAGUGAUUGCAAGUGAGCCACUGCAAAGCAUGUGUGAGCAGUUAAAACUUAUGGUGCCUGAUACGGAAAUUAUCCAAUGCCCCGCUGAGAAUAUACGUAAGCUGCUUGAAACUCUGUGCUUUGUAAAUGUUCAUUUAGUACUUCACCAAUACAAUACCUUAGAUGUCAUCAUUUGAUCUCUUGCGAAUUGCCUGCCACCUUCAAUUUUUUGAUACUAAAGCCCUUGCAAGGCUAUCGCUAUUAUUGACUAUUUUCCAAUUCCCCAUAAUACACUCUGUCUGCCCCCCAAAUUUUGCAUAACUUAUUGUCUUAAAAUGCUCUUGGGAAAAUGCAAUACUCCCAGGAGCAUUUAAAAACAAUGGUUUAUGCAAAAUUUGGGGGGCAAACAGAGUGUAUUAUGGGGAAUUGGAAAAUAGAGAAUGUGUAAUAUUAUUAGGCUUAAAGAAUUUCUUUUUGUUCUAUUUCUUUUUUGUUUCCAAUAAAAAGAGCCGUGCUUAUAGAAGGCGGAGAUCCCAGCCCUGCCGGGAAGAAAACAGAGAACUGACAUCAUGUAUGAAAGACACUUUGUUACCUGAUGCAUGUGGGACCAUCAAAAGAGGAGGAGAAGUGAAUGAAAAGGAGGGGGGAAUGGAAAAAGAAAAUGGGCUUUUCCCUUUUUUUCUUUUCUCUUAUUUGCCAUUUGCACAUCUCCCAUUAUAAACCUUGUUUGCCCCCCAAGAUUUUGCAUAAGCAGUGUCUUUUAUUUCUCUUGGGAGGACUGUAAUACCCACCCUAAAGUACAAGAACCUAUUUUGCCAGACUGCAAUUAAAACAUGUAAGUAUAUUACUGUUGAUUACCUUCACCUUCCCUUCUCCAUCUCUCUCUCUCUCUCUCUUUCUCUCUUUGUGGUCCUUAUUUAAGCAAGCUCUUCGGGCGUGCUCUGACAGCGGGAGCGGGAAAAGGAAAGAGUCUUGCAACUACAGGUGUACAUCUCAGGAAUUUGAAUAUCUGCAUCAAAAAAGUUGAUUCAAAAUGUUGAUUGGUGGAGAUGACAUUAAGAAUGGCGUCACUACCCUUGGCACUUGCCUUUACAUGUUUUUCAAUGUAUGUUUACAUGUGCACUUGUUUCCACUUCGUGCUGAUUGGUGGAAAUCUGACAGCUCAGUCGACGGGGAGCCAUAGGGGAAUUGGACGCAGAAUUCAAAUUCCAGAGAUGUAGUUGCAAGCUCACCUCUCCUUUUCCUGCCCCACCACCAGAGUGCCCCAGAGAGCUUGAUUGCAGGCUAACCAAUCAAUGUGGGCCUUUACAAGUUAACACAGGGUUUGCACAGUUUUUUUUUUUGUAGAAAAGUCCUCAAAUGUCUGUGCCAGUCCUUGAAAAGUUGUUAAGAAAGUUCUUAACUUUGAAUGUAUUGGCUUGAAAAGUGUGUUUUAAAGCUUUUUGGUUGUCCAAGGCAGAAUAUAAAUCAUAGCUAUGUGAAGUUAAAGCUGAUUUAAAUAAAGUAUUUUUUGUUUUAUGCAGUAAGUAACUAUCAAUGAUAUUUAAGAUAAGUGAACUGAAAAAUUUAGAGCAGUUGGUGGAGCAAACAGUUCAACUGAACUGGGAAUGUGCAUUUUUUUUAAAGUUAUCUCUGAAAAUAUGUUCCUGGUAGGUGGUCCUUGGAAAGUCCUUAAAAAAUGGUUGCAUUUUUUUGCAUGAAACAUGUAAAUCAUCUUUUGCUAAGAUGACAAAGACGAUAAUGUUUGAUGGUGAGCAACAAGUUUAUAUGUUGAUUUCUAAGUUAUCCUUCUUUCUUUUUUUUUUUCAGCCCUUCCUGAUGCAAGUGUGGAUGUAGUGAUUGCUGCUCAAAGUUUCCACUGGUUUACCAACCGAGCUGCUCUCAAAGAAUUCCACCGUGUUCUGACUCCAAGAGGCUCAUUUGGCAUGGUUUGGGUUGUACUUGAUGACAUGGCCGCCAUAUGGUUGAAAGAGAUAAAAAAUUUUCUUCGUAUUUUAGAUGAGAACUAUAAUCUGGUUUUUCCUUUCAUGCAAGGGUGGAGAAAAGUGUUCACUGAUCUCUCACAAGGCUUAUUUAGCAACCCAGAGGAAUGUAUAGACUUCAAAUAUUCUAGAACAAGUUCUUUUGAUCAUGCUUUCAAGAUGUUCUCAUCUUUUUCUCAGUUAGCAGGUGGGAGUGAAAAAGUUAAGAAUGAUUUCCAUGAUCUGUUCAAUGAUGUAACUAAAAGGCAUUUUAAAGAUAAGGGAAUUCCUUUAGAAACUAUUCAAUUUAAGUUUUACAUGUACUGGUGUACUAAGACAAAUUAA
Molecule: messenger RNA, 2547 nt
Organism: Porites evermanni
Lineage: Eukaryota; Metazoa; Cnidaria; Anthozoa; Scleractinia; Poritidae
Source: the annotation of a GenBank genome assembly